AGGCCGCCUGGCGCCGCGGUGCGCAGGCGCCGCGGGGGCUGCUAAGUGAAGCGGCAAUGGACGCCUUGGAGUCGUUGUUGGACGAGGUGGCCCUGGAGGGGCUCGAUGGCCUAUGUCUGCCCGCGCUGUGGAGCCGCCUGGAAACGCGCGUGCCGCCUUUCCCUUUGCCGUUGGAGCCCUACACGCAGGAGUUUCUGUGGCGGGCCCUUGCCACGCACCCAGGAAUCAGCUUCUAUGAGGAGCCUCGGGAGCGACCAGACCUCCAGCUCCAGGAUCGGUACGAGGAGAUUGACUUGGAAACUGGCAUUUUGGAGUCCAGGAGGGACCCGGUCCCUCUGGAGGAUGUCUACCCCAUUCACAUGAUCUUAGAGAACAAGGAUGGCAUCCAGGGCUCGUGUCGGUACUUUAAGGAGAGGAAGAACAUCACCAGCGACAUCAGGACCAAGUCUCUGCAGCCGCGUUGUACGAUGGUGGAAGCCUUUGACAGGUGGGGGAAGAAGCUGAUCAUCGUUGCCUCCCAGGCCAUGCGUUACCGGGCCCUGAUAGGCCAGGAGGGGGAUCCUGACCUGAAGCUCCCCGACUUCUCCUACUGCAUCCUGGAGCGACUGGGCCGGUCCAGGUGGCAGGGGGAGCUGCAGCGAGACCUGCACAGCAGUGCCUUCAAGGUCGAUGCUGGGAAGCUUCACUAUCACAGGAAAAUCCUGAACAAAAACGGGCUCAUCACAAUGCAGUCCCACGUGAUCCGGCUGCCCACUGGAGCCCAGCAGCACUCGAUCCUCCUCCUCCUCAACCGCUUUCACGUGGACAGGAGGAGCAAAUACGACAUCCUCAUGGAGAAGCUGUCGGUGAUGCUGAGCGCACGGAGUAACCGCAUCGAGACACUGGGCAGGCUGAGGGAGGAACUGGGGCUGUGUGAAAGGACGUUUAAGCGCCUGUACCAAUACAUGCUGAAUGCCGGACUCGCCAAGGUCGUGUCUCUUCCCUUGCAAGAGAUUCACCCUGAAUGUGGGCCCUGUAAGACCAAGAAAGUUAAUGGAAGCCUAAGCAAUGGUUCAUAUGCUGAUGUCUAGUUCUUUUCUGUGCUGCUGUCCCUGACUUAUCUGAUGAGAGUGUUCCUUCACAUGCCUUGAAGGUUUCGCGUUUUUCUAUUGCCAUUAUGAGUCUUGAUUGGGAAAACUGUAACGCAAAGUUGUUUAUGUUGUUUAUCUGUUUUCAGUGUUUGAGUGAUUACCCAACUGAUCAGAAGUGUACUAAUUGUUGGCUAAACCGCUUGACUCUGACAGCUUAAAUUCUAAACCAAGUCUUCCAACUUUGGGCUUCCAGUUGGAUCCCUGGAACUCUCAAAGGAUGAGAAUCUAAAAUUUGUUAAAGUAACAGCUGCUUGAGUCAAUUCAGAUUAUGUGAAAUGUAUUAAAAUGUUGUAAAUGGUGUCAGACCUAUGCUGUAUUCAUGUUUUUGCUUUCCAGCUAGAGUGGUCUUAUAAAAAUAAGAGUAAAUUCUGUGUAUACAAGCCUUUAUGUUGUUAACAUUGGUUCAGAGAAUUAAGUUAAUGCCAAAGCCCUUUGGUUUGCUUGGUAGCUCACUUGCUCGGUUUUACAUGUCUUUGAUAUGCUUUAAACAUGUUUCUCUUAACGAUGAAGAUCUUUUCAAAGUUGUGUCCAUGUUUGCUGUCCAGGAGGAGUUAUUCUUAUGUUACUUAAAAGCAUGGAAAUGUAAUUUUGACUUUUAAUUCAGAUAAUGGUGUGGUAUUCAUUAAUAACUCAGUGUCUUAAGCCAUCUAGGCAUCAAUGCUAAGCAAAAUGUGGGGAAAUGUAUUGUACUUUUCACAUCUUAAAUUCGAUAAGAGAGACUGUUUAAGUUUGUUAGCAUGUAUUCUCAUAAAUUGUCCAUACAUGACAAUUCAAGACUAUGUAAAAGUAACUACAGAUAUAACGUUUCAGAAGGUGUGAGCAAGUCAUAAAAAGUUUUAAAAGGUUUACAACUUUAAAAUUGUUUACAGAGUUUUCUUUAAGUGCUAAUGCCAAAAUUACAUUGACCUAAAGUUAAAGUCUGAUCUUCUGUUACAACAAUGAGGUUUUAAAAAAAAAAAUGUGCACUAAUGUUAGUAAAUAUCUGGAAAUGGUCUAAGUCUUGAAAUCUGUUUUUGCAAAAACUGUAAUGUCUAUUUUAACAGUGUCUGCUUAAUCGGUUGCUCUGCCAUUUCUAGAGUUAGGUCCUGUAAGCUCUUUUUGACUCUGUUAAAUAGUUCUAAAUUAUGUAAACCCUUAUGUUCAAGGUUUUUAUUUCUGGUUUAUUCGACAAACAAGAGACAUAGAAUUCAUGUUACUCUACUGUCUCUGUUAAGUUCAGGUUAAUGAAAAGCAUUGUUAAGUAUUAUGAUCAGAUCUGGUUUAAAAGUGUAAAAAUCACCCUAACUAAUAAAUGGCUAUCAUUUCAGGAUGUUAAGGAAUUCUAUUUUGACCAGAUACUCUAAGUUCUCUUGGUACCUUUAACAGACUUUCUAAAAAUCAAAAUAAGGCUCCUCCUGGUAUUUUCCCCCGGUGUUAAAGGGGAAGGCAUUGGGCCAAUAAAUGUUACUCCAAAACUAAUAAAGAAGGUAAUUCAUUAAAAAAACAGAGUUCGGAAAACUGGAAGUGGGGCCAGCCUCGGGCCCUCCCUACAGGGAUCAGAGGACCGUCUUGCUAUAGUAUCAUUAAAGCAAUGGAGCCGUGUUUAUUGCAACAUUCUGUUAAUCUAUGCUCCUUUACCAUCUUUCCUCUAAAUAAUUUUAGUGUGCACUACAAGGCUUGCAGCGUAUUUCUUGCAGAUUAAACUAAAAGUAACUAAGUCUAUGCACAGCAGACAACAAAAAAAAUAAUUUGCUGUCACAAAUUGACAAAGUUGGCAGGAUCUGCAAGUAUACAAAGCAAUGCCUUUCUUUAAAAAAAAAACUGAAGUUACAUAUGUAGCCUGUAAUGUUCCUGGCUGGAAAGACCCUCAGUUGGCCUCUUUGGCAAAGGAAUGGGCUCUCUGCUCAGGAUUGAGUAAAAAUUGGGAUGACAAGUUAUGGAGUGCACAGCCUCCACAAGUUAUUAAGGUUUACAAUCGGUGCCAGUAAAAAAAAAAAAAAUGACUGUAAAUUACAAAAGGUUUGAGUAAGUUACAAAAGGUUCGAGUAAGUUACAGAGGGUGUAAAAAAGUUACAAAAUGUUAAAAGAACAAUGGUAAAAUGGAGGAAUCCUAUCACCAAUCAAUGGAAUGGACCUGAUCCGGUACUAAAAUGGGACGCGGGCUCCUAAGAAAUGGGUUUUUCUAUGCAGCCAAUAGGCCUUUACAUCAUUAGCCUCUGAUAACUUCCGCAAUUGCUCCCAUGUGGCCCCGAUGCUGACAUCUGUAUUUACAGCGGUGGAUAGAACAUGUCGGCGGCGUGCUUCACCUGAAGACUGUAAUGGCAACGUCAUCCUAAUAGGAGAGGACACUGCCCUUGCCGUGGCUGUAUCGGUAGUAAGUGUUCCUGGACUGGCCUUUGAAAAUAACCGUGGACUGCGAAGGCUUGCAUGUUUAGUGACCAAAACAAUCUUACUGCUACUGGAUUGUCCAAUAUGGCCAAAAAAAAUUGGUUCAAGUUUGCUACCAAACCUCCUUUGUAAUCAAAAAUAAUUAAUAUUUGGCUGUAAGUUUCAUCUCUCACCUAAUGUCAGACUGGAAUGGUACUCAAAGACGGGUAAGACACUCAGCAUCCUGUACCAACCUAAGACAGGGCUCUAGGCCAAGCUGCCAGAGUUACCGAUGAUGGGUAAGGACAGGAAUGACUGAGGGCAACCUAAGACAGAGGCCAUUCUCAAUUAAAUAAAAAGGGGGUUGCGGCAGGUGUGGAAACAGCACCGCCGCCCUUGCAAAAAAAUAAUAAUAAUCAACGCCAAAAAUAUCAGGCCCUCCAUAGAGCAGUAGAAGACGAUAUACUGGACCUAGAGAAGACCAUUGGUAAGCUAAAACAGUCUUUAAAGUAGUAUUGCAAAACAGAAGGAGAAUGGACUUGUUGUUUUUUUUUUUAAAAAAAAGGGGGGUUUAUGUGCUGCCUUAAAAAAAAAGUGCUACUUCUACACUGAUCCAUUCAGGGAUCAUCAGAGACUCUAUGGCUAAACUAAAAAAAGCCCUGUAAAAUUUUAAGAUUAAAAUUAGUACAAAAAGAAGAGGAGGGAAUAUAAGACCCCUGCUAAAAGUAAAUAUUAAAAUAAUUUUAGCAAAAUAAUUCUAGCAAGGGUUAAAAAGUUUGGCUGCUGACAGUAGCCAUUUCUUAAGAUAACUGUGUCUCCACCUGCCUGCAGAAUAACCUUGGGAAACUGCCUUGUGAAACUGCUCUGUGUCUGUGUAACGGUCUCACGCGAUAACACUUGCAGGAGUCCGGAAAAAAGUUACAAUAAGGUUCUGUACUGCCAUCCUCGUCCUUGCUUGCUUCAGCUGAGAAAAAGAAACUGCCCGUGACCCCCCCUCCCAAGCCCCUUACCUAGCAACCAUUAACUUACCCAAUAAAAUGCUAGUAUCCUGUAGCUUGCCCAAUAAAAUUGUAACACAAUUAAGUAUGCUAAUACUGUGGUUUUAAGCUUUAAAUACUCUGUAAGCUAUUGUUCGCGGCUGCUCUCUCUCUCUCUGCACCUUACCAGUAGGUGCUGCUGAGACAGCCCAUUUGCAAAUGUAAUAAACUUUCCUCUUGCCUUUUGCAUCGAUUGGAGUGGAGUCUGUGUUUCUGGGGUCCGGUUUGUGGGUUUGUGG
Messenger RNA from Lepus europaeus (European hare), 4752 nucleotides. RefSeq names its product general transcription factor 3C polypeptide 1-like. Gene Ontology annotation, biological process: 5S class rRNA transcription by RNA polymerase III; transcription initiation at RNA polymerase III promoter. NCBI's taxonomy places the organism in Eukaryota, Metazoa, Chordata, Mammalia, Lagomorpha, Leporidae. The record is from RefSeq and is a predicted model, not a curated record. The transcript is spliced from 7 exons. Bases 57 to 1070 code for a protein of 337 amino acids. Gene Ontology annotation, cellular component: transcription factor TFIIIC complex. Gene Ontology annotation, molecular function: DNA binding.